UGGUGUGCCUAAAUCAUAAAGGAAUUAGCUUUUGGCUUCUGAGUAUCAGCCCGGGCACUGCACUGCAUGAUCCUGUUGAACAGAAGACCACCUGAUAACCAGAUGCCAUGCAGUAUACACUCAACUCUAAUCUCCAAAGGCCACCGAAUGUUGAAUAGCCAGCUGGAUCAGUUUCUUCUGUGUGGCAUAUGUGGAAUAUUGUGCGCCAAAAAAAAAUCUGGACUUGUCAUGAUCCUCUUUUCUGCCUGCUGCAUCUGUGGACUCAUUGGGGGCAUCUUGAAUUUUCAGUUCCUUCGGGCGGUGACAAAGAAGACCUCUUCCCUCUAUCCCCUGCAUCUCGCGUCCAUGUCUCUUGCGUGCAUUGGGAUCGGGGGCUGCACCCUCUCUUCCUGGCUCACUUGUCGACUAGCCAGCUAUGAACAGAGGAGGAUGUUCUCAGAGAGGGAGCAUUCUCUGCAUCACUCUCAUGAAAUGGCUGAGAAAGAAAUGACAGACAACAUGAGCAAUGGAGGACCACAGCUGAUAUUCAAUGGAAGAGUAUAAUCAAUAUUUUAAAGAACUGAACAUUUUUAAAGAUUUUCAUGAGG
Molecule: messenger RNA, 587 nt
Organism: Eubalaena glacialis (North Atlantic right whale)
Lineage: Eukaryota; Metazoa; Chordata; Mammalia; Artiodactyla; Balaenidae
Gene: TMEM196
Product: transmembrane protein 196
Exons: 5
Coding region: 67-543 (158 amino acids)
Source: RefSeq, a predicted model, not a curated record